Molecule: messenger RNA, 3495 nt
Organism: Arctia plantaginis
Lineage: Eukaryota; Metazoa; Arthropoda; Insecta; Lepidoptera; Erebidae
Source: the annotation of a GenBank genome assembly
AUGAGGCUGCUAUAUAAAACUGGUCCAAUGGAGUCACUAAGAAAGUGGUUCUACAAACCGAAGAGGGACGACCGGUCACUUCUAGCUCAGUUCUUCUUCGCCGACGACGCUCUGAAUAUGGUCGCGGCGGAGUUGGACUCGUUUGAUGGCCGUAAAGACCCGGAGAGAUGCUCCACUCUCGUCAACCAGCUUAGGCACGCACAGGAUCGCGUGUUGAACAUCACAAGCCAGAUAAUGGACCAGUUGCUGGGUGACGAGCGCGUGGCGCGUGGCUUCCGCGUCAAAUUCCCCGAGGACGUGUUACAAGACAAUCUUGCAGGACAGCUUUGGUUCGGUGCUGAGUGUCUAGCCGCCGGUUCGUCAAUAAUGAACCGCGAAGAAGAAUCAGCAGCGAUGCGACCGCUCGCGAAGGCUCUCACUCGUAGUCUAGAGACCGUGCGCUCUUUACUCCGGGAGCAGUGCUUGAGACCUCGAGGUAUGGCGCUAUCGCAGCACGACGAUAUGUUGCACGAGAGCUUGAGAAUAUUUGACAGGCUGUUUGCGGAAUUCGAGCUGUGUUACGUUAGCGCCAUGGUAAACGUGAAAACACCGCACGAGUUCGAAGCUCAACAACUCAUUUGCGUGCUAUUCUCCGAGAGUCUGCGUAGAGCGCUAAAACAAAAUUUACUCACUCAGGAACAGGUGGACUCGUAUGACCCCGCUUUGAUGUUCGCCGUCCCCCGCCUGGCUAUUGUCAGUGGACUUCUGAUAUACUCAAGCGGACCCCUCAGCAUCGAUAAGCCGCCAGAGGAGAUGUCGGACAUGUUCCGUCCGUUCCGCACGUUGUUGCACAAGAUCCGCUCGCUGCUGUGGACGCUGGACCGACGCGAGCUCGUGGCCUUGGAGCGCCUGCUGUGCACCAACGAGGACAUCUCCAACCUCGCAACGCUGGACCUGCCUGUUGAUCCAGAAUCCUCAAACGACUGGUCAUGUCCGUAUCCGGACAUAGGAGAGUUCGUGACGAGGUUCUAUGCCGAUCAUGCGCACUGCCGCGAACUGUACUCACAACAAAGUUCCAGUGAACCAGUAAUAACAGACGGCGAUUAUCUUCCUGACAACAUAGAAGUAAUGACACCAAUUAUCGACGGCCUACGGCGUUUGAGCGAAGGCAUCGAAGAUAUCGACGCUCAGGAUUCGGAACAUGAAACAAUCAAAACGUCAUCACGACACUAUUCCGACACUACAAGCACAGACACAUUCCAAACAACCGACAGUAGAGAUUACAUCGAAAGAUCUCGAAAAACAAGUAAAACUGAAACAAAUAACGACCUGUCUUCGCUAAGAAAUCUAUCUACAAACGGUCUUAUGAUGUUUGAUCCUUUAGUCAUCAACGCUGUACCCUCGACCGACGCUAACAGGCAGCUCCCCGACCACGACCUCGUGACGUCACUCAACGAUCAGGUUACAGAAAUUGCCGAUCGGUUAUCUUCCAUCGCCACUAGUGACGUUGAAAUCAUAGACCACAACCAAAUGCACUCUUUCUCCACCAAUGACGUACCAACAUUAAUAGCGACUGAUGAAACUGAAGCAUUCGGCUUCUCUGGCCCAAGAAACGAACAACUAAGUUGUAUGCCAUCAACGAGUCAUGGGUAUUUAAUACCUAACGCUAUAAGUCACGAACCUGCCGUCUUGUCGUCCCUAUCACACAACAGCUCGGCCGUAUUCAACCAGGACGAGGAAUCUGGCAACGAUAUUAACGGUGCAAUACUAAAUGCUGAUCUCCCACUUAUAAUUCCCGAUAAUAUUGAUGCUGAUAUUGUAAAUACAAAUAUUUCUAUAGCUAACGCUAACUUAAGUUCUCUCCUGCUGACCAAUGAGGAAUAUAGUAGUUAUGUAGAAAACGAAAAUGCCGAUGGUGACAACACGAGUUUCCAUUCGGCUAAAAUGACUAUAGAAAGAGAAGACGAAAGGGUUAAGUUUAUGUUAGGGUAUGAAAGUGACCACGAAUCCCCGGUAGACUCGGGCGUCAGUACUGAAAAUACUAGUUUAGAUAGAUCGCCCGACACCGAGGGUAAAGACAUUAAAGAGUUAAAAGACAAUCAUUUCAUGCAACAAAACAGGGUAUUAAAAAGUCCAGAGUCCGAAGCAGACGUCAGUAAACACGCCAAAAAUACUUUAGAGAGUUCCUUUUCCGAUGUAAAUAAUGAAACUGUAAAUAUUUCUUAUGUAGAAGAUGAGAGUAGCAAAAAUGAGGCGGGGUCUUCUUCAAGUAUAAUGGAUAAGGUUUUAAAUAGGUUAAGUUCUGACGAGGAAGGGUUGAACGAAGCUUCCAAUGAGCAUGAAGCGCGGCGGGUGUUGCAAGACUGGGGAGCGAAUGUGGGAGAUGAUGAAUAUAGAACGAUAGAUGAAGUGAUUACCGAGUUGAGAAGGCAUAGAGAAGCGGAUAAGAAGAUUAGUUCGCUAGUAACAGAAGACAAUAAUGUUAGUUCUAACGCUGAUGUUGGGCCGAGCACUCAGACUAGUAGCCGACCCAAGAAGUCGAGGAAGUCUGCCACUAAAAGCAAAAAGAAAAAGAGUAAAAUUUGGUCGCCUAGUAUGGUGAUAUUAGAUAACCGGUCGAUACAAAACCAGAAUAGUCCACUUCGAUUGAACUUGGACCAUUUUGUUGAUGAAGGAAGAAGCAGGUGUAGUACAUCAGAAUGUGCAGACGAUGAACAGAUAGCUUUAGCGUUGCAAGCACAGGAGCUUGCGGCGAGACACCAUGCAAGGGGCAAGUUUAAGUCAAGUGAAGACCUCAUCCAUCGUCUGUUCGUAUGUAUCGCGGGCGUUGCUGACCAGUUGCAAACGAACUUCGCAGCGGAUCUACGAAACAUUCUUAAGUCCGUUUUUCUUAUGAAUCAGUCAUGCGAUCCGGAACCGGAACCGCAACCGCAGCCCGAGAAGAUACCGGCGACCAUCGAGUACGAACCGACCGAAGAUCAGGUUAUACAGAAUGGCAGCUCAUUUGACAGUGUUUAUUCAGCAGAAGAAGUAUACGCGGACAGCACCUCAGAUUCUACGUCGAACGAGAGCGGUCGUGUGGCGCGUCGCAACACGGUCAACGCGACCGACCGCCCCGACCGACACGAGCGUGCCGAAGAGACGGGCAGUGACGAGCGGAGGAAGUCUAUCGACACCUCCGUCAACAUACAAGCGUCUGUGUCCACGGGGGAUCUCACUUAUAGAGAGGCUGAGCGGUCUGAGCGGUCGGAGCGGUGUGAGCGGCCGGAGCGGCUGCCCGAGUGGGUGCCGGACAUCGCGGCGCCGGCCUGCAUGCGCUGCGCCGCGCCCUUCACGGCCUUCCGCCGCCGCCACCACUGCCGCAACUGUGGCAAAGUAUUCUGCGCGUCUUGCAGUUCUAACUCGAUACCUCUGCCGCGCUACGGUCAGCUGAAACCCGUUCGAGUGUGCGACGAGUGUUUCCGCUCUAUCGCUAACAAUUGCCGAAGGCCGCAAACGUCUCAGCAGCACCGGUGA